This is a messenger RNA of Rattus rattus (black rat), 3669 nucleotides long. RefSeq names its product golgin A2 (gene Golga2). The transcript is spliced from 27 exons. Gene Ontology annotation, biological process: Golgi organization; spindle assembly. The coding region runs from base 26 to 3106 and encodes 1026 amino acids. Lineage: Eukaryota; Metazoa; Chordata; Mammalia; Rodentia; Muridae. Gene Ontology annotation, cellular component: Golgi apparatus; Golgi cisterna membrane; Golgi cis cisterna. The record is from RefSeq and is a predicted model, not a curated record. Gene Ontology annotation, molecular function: protein binding.
CGCGGUGGCUGCCGGGAUCGUGGUGAUGUGGCCCCCCCGCUUCCCCCCUCCCCGCCCCGGGAUGUCGGAAGAAACCAGGCAGAGCAAAUUGGCUGCGGCCAAGAAAAAGCUGAGAGAGUAUCAGCAGAAGAACAGCCCGGGUGUCCCUGCAGGAGCAAAGAAGAAGAAAAAGAUUAAAAAUGGCCAUAGUCCAGAGAGAACCUCUGCCAGUGAUUGUCAGUCACCAGAGAAUAUUCAGGACAUUCUGAAGGUGUUGGUGUCCGACCUUAACCGUUCCAAUGGGGUCUCGCUCCCCCCAUUAGACAAGAGGAAGGUGCCCACAGAUCACACUGCUCCUGCACCGCCAAGUACUGCUGCUGCCACUAUGUUUCUUGGUGUCGUCCCUUCCCCCGAUGCUGAUCUCACUCAGAGCCACGAUGCUGGCAAUUGCUCUAACCUCAUGGAGGAGACCAAGACUUUCUCAUCGACUGAGAGUCUGCGACAACUUUCUCAACAGCUCAAUGGCCUUGUGUCUGAGUCUACAUCCUACAUCAACGGGGAGGGCCUCACGUCUUCCAACAUGAAGGAACUGGAGAGCCGGUACCAAGAGCUAGCAGUAGCCCUGGACUCCAGCUAUGUAACAAACAAACAACUCAGUAGCACGAUAGAGGAAUUGAAGCAACAGAACCAAGACACUCUGGAUCAACUGGAAAAAGAGAAGAAGGAUUAUCAGCAGAAGCUGGCAAAGGAGCAGGGUGCCCUCAGGGAACAACUGCAGGUUCACAUUCAGACCAUAGGCAUCCUGGUGUCUGAGAAGGCAGAAUUACAGACAGCUCUGGCCCACACUCAGCAAGCAGCUAGGCAGAAAGCAGGAGAGUCGGAGGAUCUUGCCAGCCGUCUACAGUCCUCCCGACAGCGUGUGGGAGAGCUGGAGCGGACGUUGUCUACUGUGUCGACACAGCAGAAACAGGCAGACAGGUACAACAAGGACCUAACCAGAGAGCGAGACGCCCUCAAGCUGGAGCUGUACAAGAAUGGCAAAAGUAAUGAGGACCUGAGGCAGCAGAACUCAGAACUGGAAGAGAAACUUCGAGUCCUGGUGGCAGAGAAAGCAGCUGCACAGUUGGGGGCAGAGGAGCUGCAGAAGAAGUUAGAGAUGUCAGAGCUGCUGCUGCAGCAGUUCUCUAGCCAAUCUGAGGCUUCUGGCAGUAAUGAGCAGUUGCAACAGGCCAUGGAGGAGCGGGCUCAGCUGGAGAGCCAUGUUGGCCAGCUGAUGGAGUCACUGAAACAGCUCCAGGUGGAGAGAGACCAGUAUGCAGAGAACCUGAAAGGAGAGAGUGCCAUGUGGCAGCAGAGGGUACAGCAGAUGGCGGAGCAGGUGCACGCACUGAAGGAAGAGAAGGAGCAGAGAGAAGGUCAGGUACAAGAGCUGGAGGCCAGCUUGGCUGAACUCAGGAGUCAGAUGGAGGAGCCGCCACCUCCAGAGCCUCCAGCUGGGCCUUCGGAGGCCGAAGAGCGGCUGCAGGGAGAGGUUGAGCAGCUGCAGAAGGAACUGGAGAGUCUGACGGGUCAGCUGCGGGCCCAGGUGCAGGACAAUGAGAGCCUGAGCCACCUGAACCGGGAGCAGGAGGGGCGGCUGCUGGAGCUGGAGCGCGAGGCCCAGCACUGGAGCGAGCAGGCAGAGGAGCGCAAGCAGAUCCUGGAGAGCAUGCAGAGUGACCGCACCACCAUCAGCAGAGCGCUGUCACAGAACCGCGAGCUCAAGGAGCAGCUGGCUGAGCUGCAGAACGGCUUCGUCAGGCUGACGAAUGAGAACAUGGAGAUUACCAGUGCUUUACAAUCAGAGCAGCAUGUCAAGAAAGAGCUGGCCAGGAAGCUGGGAGAGCUUCAGGAGAGGCUGGGAGAGCUGAAGGAGACGGUGGAGCUGAAGAGCCAAGAAGCACAGGGUCUGCAGGAGCAGCGGGACCAGUGCCUGUCCCACCUGCAGCAGUACGCUGCCGCCUACCAGCAGCACUUGACAGCCUAUGAGCAGCUGACCUCUGAGAAGGAGGCACUGCACAAGCAGCUUCUGCUGCAGACACAGCUCAUGGACCAGUUGCAGCAUGAGGAAGUUCAGGGCAAGAUGGCAGCCGAGAUGGCCCGCCAGGAGCUGCAGGAGGCACAGGAGCGCCUAAAAGCUAGCAGCCAGGAGAACCAACAGCUCCAAGCCCAGCUGAGUCUCUUGGUCCUCCCUGGGGAAGGAGAUAUGGACCAGGAGGAGCAAGACGAGGAGGUUCCUCAGCCCAGUCUGACCAUCCCAGAAGACCUCGUCAGUAGAGAGGCCAUGGUGGCCUUCUGCAAUGCAGCGAUAGCCAGAGCUGAGGAAGAGCAGGCCCGACUCCGCGUGCAGCUGAGAGAGCAGAAGGCACGUUGCCGGAGCUUGGCUCACUUGGCAGCCCCAGUCCAAAGCAAGCUUGAAAAGGAGGCAGUGGUCCCCAGGGAUAUGGGUGACUCUGUAUCUGAGGAGAGCAACCAGGCCCUACAUGUAGCCAUGGAGAAGCUGCAGAGUCGCUUCCUGGAGGUCAUGCAGGAGAAAGUGGAGCUCAAGGAGCGGGUGGAGGAGCUUGAACAUUGCUGUAUCCAGCUUUCUGGGGAGACAGACACUAUUGGAGAGUACAUUGCCCUCUACCAAAACCAGAGGGCAGUGCUGAAGGCUCGGCAUUUGGAGAAGGAAGAGUACAUCAGCCGGCUGGCUCAGGACAAGGAGGAGAUGAAGGUAAAGCUGCUAGAGCUUCAGGAGCUGGUGUUGAGGCUUGUGAACGAGCGGAAUGAAUGGCAGGGCAAGUUCCUGGCCGUGUCCCAGAACCCUGCCGAUGUGCCUGCCCCAGUGCCCACAGGCUCCCAGGAAUUUGGCGCUGCUGACCAGCAAGGUGACCUCAGGGAGGUGAGCCUGGCUGACGAUACAGAGCCUGCACAAGGAGAGGCAGGGGUACCCGCUCCCCAGGAGAACCCCACUGCACAACAGAUCAUGCAGCUGCUGCGUGAGAUCCAGAACCCCCAGGAGCGCCCAGGCCUGGGUAGCAACCCUUGUAUCCCCUUUUUCUACCGUGCGGAUGAGAACGACGAGGUGAAAAUCAUGGUUAUAUAAGAGACUUGUGGCCAAAGCCUCACCAAGGGCAGCCAGAAGUUCUGCCCACCCCACCCCCUUCCCCAGCCACCCUUAUCCUUAAUAAUAAGGUCAGACCCCGCCCUCCAGGGGCUGGGGAAGUAGCUCAGUUGGUAGAGUGCUUGCCUGCCAUGCACAUAGCCCUGGGUCCCCAGCGCCCCUGAAAAGGCUGAUACCUGUAAUUUGAGUGCUUGGGAAGUGGAGGUGGGAGAAUGGGCCAUCCUCAUCUACCUAGUGAGUUUGAGGCCACACUGGGCUACAUGAGACCCUGUCUGAAAAACCAAAAGAUCGGACUCCUAUAUUAAUGGGGGAUACAAACUGGUACAGGUCUGCCUUUUAGCCAGGGCAGUUUUACCGUGUAAACUCCUGGUAGGGAAAGAGCACCAGAGACUCAGUGAUUGAGCAGACUGUGCUGGGUGGCCUGGGGACUUUCUCACCAAGGAGGGCCUCAGUCCUUGCUCGGGCAGGCCACUGGGGCAGAACAGUCUGGCAGCCUUCUCAUGACCAGGAGCAGCAUGGGCUGGUGGAUCGGCCUAGCAUUCAGC